Molecule: messenger RNA, 10841 nt
Organism: Oryzias latipes (Japanese medaka)
Lineage: Eukaryota; Metazoa; Chordata; Actinopteri; Beloniformes; Adrianichthyidae
Product: triple functional domain protein
Biological process (GO): axon guidance; protein phosphorylation
Cellular component (GO): cytoplasm; extrinsic component of membrane
Molecular function (GO): guanyl-nucleotide exchange factor activity; protein kinase activity; ATP binding
Source: RefSeq, a predicted model, not a curated record
CUGAAAGCACGCAAGCUAGCCCCUCCCGCUCCUCUCCAUUCUCCCCGCGGCAUCUCUCCGAGGAGGAGCCCGGUGCUCCCGGCAGACCGUUUCCAAUUACGUUACCUCAAGAUGGAGGCCUGCAGAUGGCUCCGCUGAUGUUCCGGAGCCGCGGUGACCGUCCGUGUGGCUUAAGGAGGCUUCUGUUCCCACGGUGGUGUGUCUGUAGACCACAUUAUCUAUCGGUUUUGGGGCAAUCUACUCAGGAGAUCCUGAAGUCCAGGUUGGAGCAGCCAUGAGCUCCGGUGAAGGAGCUGAGGAGACGAAGGACGCCGGUGGUCUAGAUGCGCUAAAGAACGGCUUUAGGAGGAAUGAAGAGACGAGAGCAAUGGAGGUGCUUCCCAUACUGAAAGAAAAAGUGGCCUUUCUGUCAGGUGGAAGAGACAAACGGGGGGGUCCUGUGUUAACAUUCCCAUCACGCACCAACCAUGACCGAAUACGGGCAGAUGACCUGAGGAGACUGGUGGCCUACCUCUACAGUAUCCCAAGUGAGGAUGUGUGUAAACAUGGCUUCACCAUCAUCAUUGAUAUGCGUGGUUCCAAGUGGGAAAGCAUCAAACCUUUCCUGAAGGUCCUGCAGGACUCUUUCCCAUCCUGCAUCCACGUUGCUCUCAUUAUCAAACCAGACAACUUCUGGGAAAAGCAGAGGACCAACUUCGGCAGCUCAAAAUUUGAGUUUGAGACCACCAUGGUGUCACUAGAGGGCCUGACUAAGGUUGUUGACCCUUCCCAGCUUACAGCGGACUUCGAAGGCAGCCUGGACUACAACCACGAGGAGUGGAUAGAGGUGCGUGUGGCGUUUGAAGAGUUCUCUGGUCAUGCCACUCAGAUGGUGGCUCGACUUGAGGAGAUGCAGGAGACUGUGUCAAGAAAAGACUUUCCUCAAGACCUGGAAGGGGCUAGGCUGAUGAUAGAGGAGCAUGCCUCGCUAAAGAAGAAGGUCAUGAAAGCUCCCAUAGAAGAACUGAACACAGAAGGACAAAGGUUGCUUCAGCGCAUUCACAGCAGCAGCAGUGGCAACAGCGUUUGCAACAUAGACACCCAGAGCCUGGUGCUGCGGAUCACCCAGCUGCUAGACAAGCUGCACUCCAUCAGGCAGCACAUCCUCCAAUCCUGGCAUGUCCGCAAGCUCAAAUUGGACCAGUGCUUCCAGCUUCGUCUGUUCGAACAGGACGCUGAGAAGAUGUUUGAUUGGAUCAUGCACAACAAGGGUUUGUUCCUGGCAGGCUACACAGAUAUCGGUAACAACCACCUCCAAGCCGUGGAGCUGCAGACGCAGCACAAGCACUUUGCAAUGAACUGCAUGAAUGUGUACGUGAACAUCAACCGGAUCCUCUCAGUCGGCAAGCGGCUUUUGGAUUCUGGUCACUACGCCACGCAGCCGAUCAAGCAGAUCUCAGGCCAGUUGGAGCAGGAGUGGAAGGCAUUUGCGGCCGCUCUGGAUGAACGCAGCACACUGUUAGAAAUGUCAGCCAACUUCCAGCAGAAAUGUGACAAGUAUAUAAACAAUGUGGAGUCAUGGUGCAAGGUGUGUGGAGAGGUAGAUCUGCCCGCUGAGCUGCAGGACCUUGAAGAUGCCAUCCACCAUCACCAAGGCUUGUACGAACACAUCACUGCUGCUUAUUCCGAGGUGAGCCAAGAUGGCAAAGCUUUGUUGGACAAGCUGCAGCGACCUCUGACCCCUGACAGCACUGACUCCCUGACAGCGUCAGCAAAUUACUCCAAAGCGGUGCACCAUGUCCUGAACAUUAUCCAUGAACUGCUGCAUCAUCAGAGACAGCUGGAAAACAUCUGGCAACACCGCAAAGUGCGGCUUCACCAGCGGCUGCAGCUCUGUGUCUUCCAGCAGGAUGUCCAGCAGGUUUUGGACUGGAUUGAAAACCAUGGAGAAGCAUUCCUCAGCAAACACACGGGAGUGGGAAAGUCCCUGCACCGAGCCAGGGCCCUACAGAAACGACACGAGGACUUUGAAGAUGUGGCUCAGAACACCUACACCAACGCCGACAAGCUGCUGGAGGCGGCAGAGCAGCUGGCUCAGACAGGAGAGUGUGACCCAGAGGAGAUCUACCAGGCGGCCCACCAACUGGAGGACAGAAUUCAGGAUUUUGUACGGCGUGUAGAACAGCGCAAAGUCCUCCUGGAUAUGUCUGUGUCCUUCCACACGCACGUCAAAGAGCUGUUGACAUGGCUGGAGGGCCUCCAAAAAGAACUUCUGGACGAUGUUUAUGCCGAAUCUGUGGAAGCUGUCCAGGAUCUGAUCAAGCAUUUUGGACAACAGCAGCAGACCAUAUUACAGUUUUCGGUCAACACCGUCAAGGAGGGAGAAGACCUCAUCCAGCAGCUGAGGGACUCUGCCAUCUCCAGCAACAAGACGCCCCACAACAGUUCCAUUAACCAUAUCGAGAGCGUUCUUCGGCAGCUGGAUGAGGCCCAGACACAAAUGGAAGAUCUCUUCCAGGAGAGGAAGAUCAAACUGGAUCUAUUCUUACAGCUUCGCAUAUUUGAACGAGAUGCUAUCAAUAUCAUCUCUGACCUGGAGUCCUGGAAUGAAGAGCUAACAGCUCAGAUAAAUGAUUUUGACACAGAGGACCUGACAGUUGCAGAGCAGAGGCUGCAGCUUCAUGCUGACAAGGCCCUGACCAUGAACAACCUCACAUUUGAUGUCAUCCAUCAGGGACAGGAGCUGUUGCAUUAUGUCAGCGACGUCCAGGCCUCUGGUGUUGUGCUGCUGUGCGAUCGUGAUGGGGACAUGGCCACACGGGUUCGAGAAUUGCUGGAAUUCCUCCAUGAGAAGCAGCAGGAGCUGGAUGUAGCAUCCGAGCGGCACCGCAGACACUUGGAACAGUGUGUGCAGCUAAGACACCUCCAGGCUGAGGUCAAGCAGGUUUUGGGUUGGAUUCGUAACGGCGAGUCGAUGCUAAAUGCUGGUCUCAUCACAGCCAGCUCCCUACAGGAAGCUGAGCAGCUGCAGCGAGAGCAUGAACAGUUCCAACACGCCAUUGAGAAAACCCACCAGAGUGCUCUGCAGGUUCAGCAGAAGGCAGAGGUUUUACUCCAGGCCAACCACUAUGAUGCCGACCUGAUACGGGACUGUGCAGAGAACGUGGCUUCUCAUUGGCAGCAGCUUAUGUUGAAGAUGGAGGAUCGACUCAAGCUGGUCAAUGCCUCUGUGGCCUUUUUUAAGACCUCUGAACAGGUUUGCAGUGUGCUGGAGAGCCUGGAGCAGGAGUACAAGCGAGAGGAAGACUGGUGCGGGGGGGGCGACAAACUGGGUCCCAACUGUGAAACGGACCACGUCACUCCGAUGAUCAGCAAGCACUUUGAGCAAAAGGAGGCCUUCCUCAAGGCAUGUACUCUGGCUAGAAGAAAUGCAGAUGUUUUCCUCAAGUACAUGCACAGGAACAGUAUGAACAUGCCCGGUAUGCUGAGCCAUGUCAAAGCACCAGAACAACAGGUCAAAAACAUCCUGAAUGAGUUGCUGCAGAGAGAAAAUCGCGUGCUCCACUUCUGGACCAGGAGGAAACGGAGGCUGGACCAAUGUCAGCAGUUUGUGGUCUUUGAACGAAAUGCCAAACAAGCUCUUGAGUGGAUUCACGACACGGGGGAGUUUUACCUGUCCACACACACAUCCACCGGCUCCAGCAUCCACCACACACAGGAGCUCCUAAAGGAGCAUGAAGUCUUUCAUGUCACUGCCAAGCAAACCAAGGAGAAGGUGAAGCUGCUGAUCCAGGUUGCUGAGGGCUUCUGUGAAAAAGCCCACAGUCACGCUUCAGAGAUCAAGAAGCUGGUGACUACUGUGGACAAACGCUACAGAGACUUCUCCAUGUCAAUGGAUAAGUACCGCUGCAGUCUGGAGAAAGCUCUGGGCAUCUCGGCAGACCCCAACAAAGCUAGUAAAGAUCUUCAGCUGGACGUCAUCCAUGCCACUGCACCAGGGUCAGAAGUCAAGCUGAGGGAUGCUGCUACCCAUGAGUUGAACGAAGAGAAGCGCAAGUCUGCACGCAGGAAGGAUUUCAUCAUGGCCGAGCUGAUCCAGACAGAAAAAACCUAUGUGCGAGAUCUGCGAGAGUGCAUGGAAACCUACCUGUGGGAGAUGACCAGUGGGGUGGAGGAGAUUCCUCCAGGAAUUGUCAACAAGGAGCAUAUCAUCUUUGGAAACAUACAGGACCUCUUUGAAUUCCACUAUAACAUCUUUCUGAAAGAACUGGAGAAAUAUGAGCAGCUUCCCGAGGAUGUAGGGCAUUGUUUUGUCACUUGGGCUGAUAAGUUCCAGAUGUAUGUAAACUACUGUAGGAACAAACCAGACUCCACUCAGCUCAUAUUGGAACACGCCGGAAACUACUUUGAUGAACUCCAACAGCGCCACCGACUGGCCAACACCAUUUCUUCCUAUCUCAUCAAGCCAGUGCAGAGAAUCACUAAGUAUCAGCUCCUGCUGAAAGAGCUGCUCACCUGCUGCGAGGAGGGGAAGGGAGAGAUCAAGGAAGGCCUGGAGGUGAUGCUCAGUGUUCCCAAGAGGGCUAAUGAUGCUAUGCACCUCUCGAUGCUGGAAGGAUUUGAUGAAAACCUGGAGUCACAGGGAGAGCUCAUUCUCCAGGAUUCUUUCCAGGUCUGGGAUCCAAAGACUCUGAUUCGAAAGGGUCGAGAGCGCCACCUAUUCCUCUUUGAAAUGUCGCUCAUCUUAAGUAAAGAAGUCAAGGACUCAAAUGGCAGGAGCAAAUACAUCUAUAAGAACAAACUUUAUACAUCUGAGUUGGGAGUGACGGAGCACGUAGAAGGCGAUCCAUGCAAGUUUGCUCUGUGGGUGGGCCGCACGCCCACCUCUGACAACAGGAUUGUGCUCAAGCUAAGUCAGGGAGCCAAACAUGGAGCGACGGCUUCUAAUAUUGAGAACAAGCAGGACUGGAUUAAGCACAUCAGGGAAGUGAUCCAGGAGCGUACCAUUCACCUGAGAGGAGCUCUCAAGGAGCCUAUACACAUUCCCAAAACAACUACAUCCAAGCACCACAAGGGGCGGAGGGAUAGAGAGGACUUGGACAGUCAGGGGGAAAGCAGCAGCCAACCAGACACCAUCUCACUGGCAUCUCGGACCUCUCAGAACACAUUAGACAGUGAUAAGCUCUCUGGGGGGUGUGAGCUGAUUGUGGUGAUCCACGAUUUUGUGGCAAGCAACAACAAUGAGCUGACAGUCCGGUGUGGUCAGACGGUAGAGGUUCUGGAGCGGUGCCAUGACAAGCCUGACUGGUGCCUGGUCCAGACCAUAGACCGCUCCCCACCCCAGGAAGGCCUGGUUCCCUGCUCCAUGCUCUGCAUCGCCCACUCCCGGUCCUCUUUGGAAAUGGAGGGGAUCUUUAACCACAAAGACACUCUGUCUGUGUACAGCAGUGACUCCAUCAUGGCAGGUUCUUCUGCCACUUUCCAGCAGGGUCAUGGCAUCAGCUCUCAUGCCUCUCCAGGGCCUAAACGUCCAGGUAAUACCCUUCGAAAGUGGCUCACCAGCCCAGUGCGCCGGCUGAGCAGCAGCAAAGCAGAUGGCCAUGUGAAGAAACUUGCUAAUAAGCACAAGAAAGGCCAGGAUGUGAGGAAGAGCAGGGAAAUAACCGCAGGCUUCCAGAGAGACUCGGAUGACUGCGCUGCCACUCCUCAAGAUGAAAGCCUGGAGGAGAGAGUUCGUAAUGAGGGCCUGUCAAGUGGAACACUGUCCAAGUCCAGUUCAUCAGGCAUGCAGAGCUGUGGGGAAGAGGAGAGCGAGGAGGGCACGGAUUCUGUUCCUCUACCGCCCCCAAUGGCCAUCCAGCAACACUGCCUACUGCAACCAGAGUCACAGGAGGACAAGACGUCCUCCCGACUGUUCGUCCAUCUGUCCGGCUCAGAAACGCCCAGCACUGCUAAACUUGUGAGCGCCAUCAAGGAGUUGGUCAAAAGCAAGAUGGCUCCAGAGGACAGACCUAGCUCUCUGUCCGUGGAUCUGGCAGACUGCAGUUCUCCCUCUUUCAACUCUCUCUUGUCGUCUUCCUCCCCCAUCAGUGAGAUGGAUGAGCACCGAUCCAGCUUUUCAAACAAAAGACGUUUCAUUUUGCUGGAAUUGGUGGAGACGGAGCGAGAGUAUGUCAGAGAUCUCUGCAUGUUGGUGGAGGGCUACAUGAGCAUGAUGAAGGAAGAGGGCGUCCCUGAUGACAUGAAGGGGAAAGACAAAAUAGUCUUUAGCAACGUCCAUGACAUCUAUGUUUGGCAUAAAGAUUUCUUCCUUAGAGAGUUGGAGAAAUGUUUGGAGAACCCUGACAGACUGGGACCGCUCUUUUUCAAACAGGAGCGAAAGUUAAAUAUGUACAUCACGUACUGCCAGACCAAGUCCAAGUCAGAGCAUAUCGUCUUGGAGUAUAUAGACACCUACUUUGAGGAACUGAAGCAGCGUUUGGGGGAGUGCCUGCAAAUCACGGACCUGCUCCUCAAGCCUGUUCAAAGGAUCCUGAAGUACCAGCUCCUGUUGAAGGAUUUCCUCAAAUACUCCAAAAAGGCUGGACUGGAGUCUGUGGAUUCAGAGAGGGCAGUGGAGGUCAUUUGCAUCGUGUCAAAACGGUGCAACGACAUGAUGAAUCUCAGCAGGCUGCAAGGAUUUGAUGGGAAGAUUGAGACUCUGGGCCGCCUGUUGCUCCAGGACACCUUCAUGGUGUCCAACCCAGAGGGGGUUCUGCUUGGUCAGAUGACAGAGAGAAGAGUGUUCCUGUUUGAGCAGAUGGUCAUAUUCAGCAAACCCCUGGAUCAAAAGGCGGCUUUGUGUCUGCCAGGCUUCCUUUAUAGGAACAGUAUCAAGGUUAGCUGUUUGGGACUGGAGGAGACAGUGGAAGGAGAUCGCUGCAAGUUCAUUCUCACUUCUCGGUCACUCAACGGCAUCACGGAGUCCUUCGUGCUUCACUCCUCACACCUGGGCGUGCAUGAAGUUUGGACUCUCCAGGUCCGGCAUAUACUUGGCAGCCAGAGAAACUGCCUCCCUGAAUACCAGGAGAACCAUGUCGAGACAAGCAGUUCUGUGGGGGUAGGCAGUGCUGGUUCUGGCUCGUCUCCUGGUAUCAGUGGAGGAAAUUUCCAGAGUCGCUCCAACCACUCAGGGUCCCAGGGGGGCCCUUGUCGGCCCUCCAGGAUACCACAGCCUAGUCGUUUGCACCUGCGCAGCCACCAGGGGAACGAUGCAGAUGGACCCAGCAGGAUUUCAGGUUCAAACCCCCGCUCUGUUCCUUCUCCUGUGCUCCCUGUUGGGAGCGGUCCGCUAGGAAAGUGCUCUGUCCAGACUUCAGAGGACAAGGCAAUUGCCCUCCCCUCUGCCGGCACCACAACUUCCACCCUGUGUGCCAUGGCUUCAACACCAACUUCCAAACUAUGGCAAGGAGCCGUGUCCCCUCACCCCAUUGCCUCACCCCUGGUUACUUCUGCUUUUGGCACGGAGGCUUUCCCUCCUCCACCAUCUAGCCCCUGCCAAAAGUUUGGACCUGGAUUUUGGAGCUCCAUCCCAGGCUCUCCAGCCAGCCGACCAGGCGCAUUCACCUUUUCAGAGGAUGGUGGAGAGGUCCAGGUCCGUCAGGGCUCAAACCUCCAGAGUGGUUGUGGGGGUCAGAUCCACAGACUCUCCACACACAGCAAGGAGGCUGAUCGCAUGAGCACAUGCUCCUCAGCCAGUGAGCAGUCCAUCCAGUCCACCCAGAGUAACGGGAGUGAAAGCAGCAGCAGCAGCGUGUCUACCAUGUUGGUGACGCAGGACUAUAUGGCGAUGAAAGAGGAUGAGAUCAGUGUUAUUCAAAGCGAGGUGGUCCAGAUUUUGGCCAGCAACCAGCAAAACAUGUUUUUGGUAUUCAGAGCUGCAACCGAGCAGGGUCCCGCUGCUGAGGGCUGGAUUCCCGGAUUUGUGCUGGGACACACUUCAGCUGUCUCUCCCGACGGUCCUGACAUGAACAUCAACAGGAAGUCUUCAUCCUGGCAUGCAUCCCUGCGGAUUCGAAAAAAACCUGAGAAAAAGGAAAAGGAGGUGAAGAAGGACAGCAAACUGGAAAAUGGCUACAGGAAGUCCAGAGAUGGAAUGCCCAGUAAGGUUUCUGUAAAGCUUCUAAAUCCAAACUACAUUUAUGAUGCUCCUCCAGAGUUUCUUGUACCUCUAAGCGACAUGACGUGCAACACCGGGAAGAACGCCAUGCUCAGUUGUAAGGUCUGCAGUCGGCCCCGUGCCACUGUCAGCUGGAGAGGACCCAACCAGAGUAACCUUAUCAAUAACGAACAUUUUAGCAUCACUUACAGUGACACAGGUGAAGCCACACUGCGUAUUAUAAGCGCAGCCUCAGAGGACGAUGGUGUUUACACCUGUGUUGCUACCAACGAGCUGGGCAGCGUCAGGUCAUCAGCCAGCCUCCAUGUGCUGGCCGUGACCACUGAUGGGGUCCAAGUAAACUGGAAGGACAACUUCGAGUCUCACUACAUGGAGAUGGUUGAACUGGGAAGGGGUCGUUUCUCUGUGGUGAAGCGCUGUGAUCACCGCAGUACCAACCGCUCUGUGGCUGUCAAACACAUCAACAAGAAGCUGAUGAGGAGAGACCAAGUGACCCAGGAGCUCAAUCUCCUCUGGAGGCUCAAACACCCUCACAUAGUGAGCCUGCUGGACAUUUUUGAGACCUCAAGCAGCUACGCCCUCGUGCUAGAGCUGGCUGAUCAGGGACGUCUGCUGGACUACAUUGUGAGCUGGGGGAACCUGACCGAAGAAAAAGUGGCGAGCUACAUGCGCAACGUUUUGCAAGCCUUACACUAUCUGCACAAUAGCAGAAUUGCACACCUGGACAUAAAACCUGAAAACCUACUGGUUACCCACAAUGCCAGUGGUCAGCCUGUGGUCAAACUUGCAGACCUGGGUGAUGCUGUGCAGCUCAACAGUGCUCAUUACAUCCAUCCUCUGCUGGGCAGCCCGGAGUUUGCUUCGCCUGAGCUGGUUUUGGGUGAGCCAGUGUCACUGACCUCUGACCUGUGGAGUUUGGGCGUGAUGACCUACGUGCUGCUGUGCGGCGCAUCCCCCUUUCUGGACGAGAGUGCAGAAGAGACCUGCCUCAACAUCUGCAGGCUGGACUUCAGCUUCCCAAGAGAGUAUUUCCACGGGGUCAGCCAGGCAGCACUGGACUUUGUUCGCCUGCUGCUGCGGACCGAACCCGGCAGGAGGCCGCCGGUCGGCCUGUGCCUGCAGGAGGCAUGGCUGCAGGCCGGUCAGAGCAACAGAACAGAGACCUGCCUGGACACCUCACGCCUCGUCUCCUUCAUAGACAGGAGAAAGCACCAGACAGACACUCGGCCUAUUGGAGGAGUGAGGGGCUUUAUUCGAAGCCGCCUUCAAUCUCAGAUCUGAGCUUUUAUUUAGAAAGAGACAUCACUCAUCUCAUCCUCCCUCACAGUCGUCUCAGCAGAGCUUUGUUUUGGAACGGAUUCUCUGCUGCUCGCUGCAACUCCCUGCAGGUCUUAUAGUUUAGUGAUCAGAAGACCCACUGCACACCCCUUCCAGUUUAGUUUUUAAUAAUACUAAUAAUAAUGGAUUGGAUUUAUCUGCGCUUUGCAAGUCACCCAAAGUGCUUACAGUGUGGCCAUUCAUACUUGGUGAUGGUAAGCUAUGGUUGUAGCCACAGCUGCCCUGGGGCAGACUGACAGAGGCAUGGCUGCCAGUUCGCACCUACUCUCUGACCAUCACCGGGAUCAUCCAUGCACAUUCACACACCAGUGGAGCCACACUGGAGGCAAGGACACAAUGACAGUUGAAUGGGGGGAGCGGGGAUCCAACCGAUCAUUGGACGACCCGCUCAACCGCCUGAGCCACUGCCGCCCAUUAGUUCUUUCUAAUUUAAAGACGCAUUUUAUUGUUUCCAAAAUAAAAUAAAAAAACAUGCUCUUCUUACUGAAGCUGCUGGUUUGGACCCAUGAACACAGAGGCAUCCUUACCCUGACAGAACAUAAUGAUGCUGCACUGUCUUUAGAGGCAUCAUUAGAACAAGCCUUAUCCCGAUCCCCUUAAGAGCUGUAGUGGCAGCACUGUUUGCCAAUCAGAAGAGCGUGAAUGUGGACAAUUUCCUAUAAAUGCACUUAUGUUGUUUAUCAUGUGCAAUGUCACAGCUUUAAUAUGUAUGCAACUAUUAAUGAAGAUAUUUGUUGUGUCUAAUAAAAACGAGGGAGCAUGUACUGUACUCUGUACAGCUGAUUGUGUUACAGACUCAAAAUCUACAAACCAUGGAUAGAAACCACACUUUUGUACUGUAUGCCUGCAAAUGAUUCUUAGAAACCAAUCAUAUGAAUCCCAUUGGUACACCAAAAUUGCUCUAGCUUUAUAGUGUUUAAUACAGACAGGACUUACGCAAUUCAGUUUGACUUGUAAUCAGAGAUGGUUUACAUGAGCAAAAACACUCCUGGAGACUUUUUUAAAAGGCCAGGAGAGUGAACAACAUUUGAAAGUGUUUCAACUUUAGUGUAGAUAUUUGUUGUCAAAUCUUUCAUAACUUUAAAAGAAAAAUUAUUAAAUUAUGUGGCUUUCCUGAAAGGCAAAAUUACAUGACAGCUGUAAGACUAACCCAGAAUCAACGCCUUGCUGGCUUUUAUUUAUUGCUUAGGCCAUUAAAGAACAAACUGCGACUGUAUACCUCAGUUUAAGUUUGUUUUUGUUUUCAUAUACCAUUUCAUAAUGUUUGCUGUUUCAUAAAUGACACAUGCUAAUUUUAUUUUUCCUUUUUUUAAUUUGUGCAUCUUUUGCCAUGAGUUAUUUGAAGAUUAAACAAUAUGAACAUGAA